ACUAAAAUGAACAUUUGAUACAUUUUAAACCACUCAAAUAGCGAAUACUAGUACAUGAUUAAUAGGAAGUUCAUUAUGGCAGAACUAACCAGUGAAACUUCUGGAGAAAAGCCACGUAUUCAGCCUAGACGGAAGCAGUAUAAGGGAAUAUGGAUGUUUGACAAUGAAAUAGAAGAAAUUGAGACAAUGGAGACAAGAGAUGACGAUAUUUGGGUCUGCACAUUCCCGAGAUCAGGUACAACUCUGAUACAGGAGAUUACGUUUCUUGUGCAGACAAUGUAUUUUGAUAAUUUAAAAGCCAGAUCUGUUCAGUUAGAUGACAGGUUCCCUAUUAUAGAUGUCAAGGAUGACAGAUUUCCUUAUUACCGAGGCAAGCUUCGUUCUUAGUGUUAAAAUGAUAUUCUACGGUUAAGCUAUAAGAGUAAAGUAUGAAGUAACUGUGUGUAAAUAAUUUGCUUAUUCCGCUAGUAUUCUGUAUUCAGACUGCGAUAUCCUGUUGCAUGUUGCUGAUAUUUCAUGUUAUUAUGACAUUGAUCUAUGGCCUUUAUUUUUGUUCUAUUAGGUAUAAAGUUUAUACAAGCAAUGCCUUCACCACGAAUGAUAAAAUGCCAUCUGCAUCACUUCCUACUACCUAAACAACUACAGGAAGGGAAAGGAUAAUAGUAAGCUAAACUGCUACUGUAGCAGUGGCAGUAAUAAAAGUAACACUUAUAUAUAUUGUACUCUGAGAACAUCUAUAUGAACAGCACUGAAUAAUCAAAAAGAAUAUCAAUAAAUAUUCCAUAAUUUCAGCCCCAGAGCUACAAUAUGGCAUAGGAAAAACGUCUUCGGCGGGAGAGGAGUUUGGUGGGGAGUUGUUGAGUGUGGGGAGGAGUGGGAUACUUACUUAUCAAAGCAGACACUGUUAUAGAUACAUCUAUUUAUGUGAAGUUUAAUGCACAUUCAUAUUGUUUCUUUUCAAAUCUUUACAGUCAUACAUUUCUUCUGUGUCUAUUUCAUUUUAGAUUCAAUACAUAAUAUUGCAGUGCCCCCAUUGUUUAUAUGUUUAUUUCUAUUUUUAGAUUAUUUACGUGUCCCGGAAUCCAAAAGAUAUUGUAACUUCUUUUUACCGUCUCAUGCAGUGGGGUGAUGGACUAAAUGAAACUGAUGGCACCUGGGAUCUGUUUGCUGAUGCCUUUGUCAAGGGCACGGGACACAAUGGAUCUUGGUCCCGUCAUGUUCUUGAGUUGUGGAAAAGACGAAAUGAUCAUAAUGUGCUAUUCUUGAAAUAUGAAGACAUUAUCAAGGAUAUGCCGAAUACCGUCAGAAAAAUUGCUGAAUUUUUAGACAAGCAAAUUACCGAUGAUGAUGUGGCUAGGAUAUGUGACCACUGCCACGUUGACAACAUGCGUAAAAAUGACAAAGUUAAUAUGUCAUACUGGAGGGAUAUCAAAAAGGUUUUCGAUGAUACAGACGGUGGAUUUAUCAACAAAGGUACACCUCCCCUUUUUUUAAAUCCAGAAACAAAUGGCAGACAAUGCUUGUUGUCCUAACCGUUUGAUAUAAGAGAGGAUGAGAUAUCUUAAUCCCUAUUCUCUGUUAAAGUUGUUUUAAGAAUUACUCGAUUUGCUUGUUUUCUACAUAAAUAUAUAUACAGUUUUUGAAUAGCUUGCAAUGUUUGACUUUACAGCUUUUUUAUGCACUUGAAUAUCCAAGUCUGAUUAAUAUUGCAGUGUUCGGAAAUUUGGAACCCCAGAUGUUUCAUAUGAUACAUACACUUAUAAUAAUUUUGAAAGUGUGCGCAUUCGCAAAAUAAAAGUAUGGUAUUUCAAAUUCUCGGUUAUUGGCAUUACAUUUACAGGUGGAAAAUGUGACUUGGAGCAUGUCGUGGAUUUUUGUUUUGAAUAUUUUUUAAGUGAACCUUUUCUGUUUUUUUAUUUUUUGGUUCAUUUGAGUAAUUAAACAUAGAGGACGCUUAUGGCAAGCCAAUUGUCCAAUAAUUACGUGAACCCCGGUUCACGGUCGAAAAACUAGGAUUAACGAUCGAUAAACUAGGUUUUUCGAACGUAAAACUAGGUUUUUCAAAUACCAACCUAUAUUUUCGAGUGAAAACAUCAGAUACCGGGCGUAAACCAUAGUUUACGCUCGUGAACCCAGGUUUACGUUCGAUAAACUAGGUUUCUCGAUUGAACUAUGAAUUUCGGUCGUUAUCCUAUGUUUACGACCGUAAACUUGGGUUUACGAACGUGAACCUACGUUUACGAGCGUGAACUAUGGUUUACGACGUUAUCCUAUGUUUUCGCUCGAAAAAAUAGGUUAGUAUUUGAAAAACCUGGUUUUACGUUUGAAAAACCUGGUUUUAUCGAACGUAAACCUAAGUUCACGCUCGUAAACCCAAGUUCACGUUCGUAAACAUAGGUUCACGCUCGAAAAUAUAGGUUCAGGUCCGUAAACUAUGGUUCACAGUCGUAAACAUAGGUUCAUGUCCGUAAACAUAGGUUCAUGGCCGUAAACCCAUGUUCACGCCCGAAAUUCAUUGUUGAUUCUAUAAUCCUAAUAUAUCGACCGUAAACCAUGGUUUACGUUUGAUAAACUAGUUUUCUCGAUUGAACUAUGAGUUUCGGUCGUUAUCCUAUGUUUACGAUCGUUAUCCUAUGUUUACGCUCGUAAA
Molecule: messenger RNA, 2650 nt
Organism: Mercenaria mercenaria
Lineage: Eukaryota; Metazoa; Mollusca; Bivalvia; Venerida; Veneridae
Product: sulfotransferase 1B1-like
Exons: 4
Coding region: 1116-1532 (138 amino acids)
Biological process (GO): sulfation
Cellular component (GO): cytoplasm
Molecular function (GO): sulfotransferase activity
Source: RefSeq, a predicted model, not a curated record